AUGACUGAAUUCAAAUUAUCAUUAACAAAAAUAGAUGAAAUACAAAAUCAUGAUGAUUUUAGAGUGGUUUGGUUUUCUUUGGAUAAUAAUUUUCCAAAUGAAUUAGCACAUUUUGUUGAUUACUUAGAGAAAUAUGAUUCGUUUGAAACUUGCUCUAGUUAUGUAGAAAGUCUUCAAAGUGAACGCAUAAUCAUACUCGUUUUAAUCGAAUUGUUUGAAUAUUUAUCGUAUUUCAAUAAUCUUCUUCAAAUUCAAUCAAUUUAUGUUGUGCAAAGAAAUCUUCAAAAUAUACAAGAUGAAAAACAAAAAUAUUCGAAACUGGUUAAUAUUUUUACAGAUGAACGAACAUUAAUUGAACAAUUACGUCAUGAUAUCCUAUUAACAUAUAGACAUGAUUUACCAAUAACUAUUUCGCGUUUACAUGACAUUAAAACUGAACAGUCUUUAAUGAGUUUAGAUAGAAAUACACAUACACUUUUAUGGAAUCAAGCAUUUAUCCAUUAUCUUGUUAAUGAUCCUGAUAUAGAUAUGAAUAGAUUGAAAAAAAAUAUGAUAGAACAAUGUCAACUAGAACAUUCAAAUAAUCAAAUUCAAUUAAAUUCAAUUAAUGAUUUCGAUAAGAACUGUACAUACGAUACUGUAUUAAAUUGGUAUACAAAAGACUCAUUUGUCUAUCGACUUGUAAAUGUGGCAUUUCGUAAGCGAAAUAUUGAUUUAAUUUGCAAAUUUCGAUAUUUUAUCAUACUAUUAUAUAAAAAACUCAAGGAAUUAUCGAUACAGCAACAACAACAGAAAAAUUAUUCGACUGUUUAUCGAGGACAAAUUCUUGGUAAAAAUGAUUUAGAGAAUUUGCAGUCCAAUAUUGGACGUCUAAUAUCAAUAAACACACUUAUGUCAACAUCACGUAACGAAAAUAUUGCUCGUACAUUUACAGCUGGUGCUGAAGUUGGAGUUAUAUUUGAAAUUAACACUAUAAGUGCAAGUGACAAUAUUUUUCAUCCAUUUGCUGAUAUUUCUCAGUUUAGCUCAAUACUAGAUGAAGAAGAAAUUUUAUUCUUUGCUGGUGCAGUUUUUCGUAUUAAUUCUGUAGAGAAAGAAAAUGAUUCCACAUGGAUUAUUAAACUUACUCUAUGUAACGAAACAGUCGAACAGAUAGAACAAUUUAUGGAUGGUAUCAUAGAGCUAUUAACUUCUAUAACAUGUUGGGAUCAUUUUGUUAUGAAAAUAAAUGAUUGGGUUCUAUUAAGAAAAUAUUGCACAAUAUUAAGAGGAAAAGGCUUUUUAUCGAAAGAUAUAAUGGCAAAUGUGACUAGUAUUAAUUUCUAUUAUCUGUUUAGUAUUUUAGGUGAUUAUGAAAAAGUUAUAGAAUACUAUACAGAACUUUUACACAAUGAAGAAUUUAUUGAUGAUCAACUACGUAUUGUUCUUAUUAUUCUAAUUGGUUAUAAUUAUUUUCAUCUUUUUGAAUUUGAUAAUGCUUUAUUUCACUAUGAUAUUGCAUUAUCAUCAUUAGAUGAUAAUCAUAUAUUAAGAGGUGAAAUUUAUAUUCAUAUUGGUGAUGUAUGGAGAACAAGAGAUAAUGUUGAAACUGCAUUAUCAUAUUAUAAAAACAAGCAUUAG
This is a messenger RNA of Rotaria sordida, 1620 nucleotides long. The record is from the annotation of a GenBank genome assembly. Lineage: Eukaryota; Metazoa; Rotifera; Eurotatoria; Philodinida; Philodinidae.